AUGGACCCGUACUCACACUCCACAGACAUCCCCCUCUCAGUGAUUGCAGCCACGACGCCGUAUCUCGAGCCCGAGCCAGUGACUCUUCCGGACGGGCGCAGGGCGACUAUAUAUCCCUUCUUUCGGGCGCAGGAGAGUGAGUCGAUUGAGGUAUGCGCGGAGGAGAAGAGGGUGACGGUGGAGGAGGAGAGGUUUGAUGUGCUGGGGAAGGUGUUGUGGAGGAUGUUUAAUCGGGAGAUUGAGGAGGGAAAGACAUAUCCACAGAUAAACACACUGGAGUAUGAGGAAUUCAAAGGAUACUGGUUCGCGUCAUUCACAGCAGUCAUGCUGCUCGACACCGACACUCCUCAAGACAAUCUCACGACGGACAUCGAGAGCAGGUGUCUAGGAACCUUCUACGUCAAGCCAAACUACAUCGGCCGCUGCGGACAUGUCUGCAACGCCGGGUUUCUGGUGUCUGAUAAAGCGCGCGGACAGGGCGUCGGCAAGACGCUUGGGAAGCAGUACGUGCAGUGGGCACCGAAGCUGGGCUACAAAUCAUCGAUCUUCAACCUCGUCUUCGAAACCAACGUCGCCUCGCAACGCAUCUGGGACCGUCUCGGGUUUGAGAAAGUAGGCCGGGUGAAGAAAGCGGCGUUUGUGAAGGGAUACAGUGAAGAAAGAGGGCUGGUGGAUGCGUUCAUUUAUUACUAUGAGUUUACCGAGUAG
Messenger RNA from Myxozyma melibiosi, 708 nucleotides. RefSeq lists its product as uncharacterized. The transcript is spliced from 3 exons. Gene Ontology annotation, cellular component: nucleus. Lineage: Eukaryota; Fungi; Ascomycota; Lipomycetes; Lipomycetales; Lipomycetaceae. Gene Ontology annotation, molecular function: acyltransferase activity, transferring groups other than amino-acyl groups. The record is from RefSeq and is a predicted model, not a curated record. Bases 1 to 708 code for a protein of 235 amino acids.